Messenger RNA from Oikopleura dioica, 2181 nucleotides. The record is from the annotation of a GenBank genome assembly. NCBI's taxonomy places the organism in Eukaryota, Metazoa, Chordata, Appendicularia, Copelata, Oikopleuridae.
AUGUCGAAGCGCAGCCUUGAUGAUGGGGCAGUCGUGCCAGUCGAGGAGAAAUCUCGUAAGAUCGUAGAGCCAAAGCAGGUUCUUUUGAACCCGUAUACUGGUCAGCCGUACACUCCGCGGUACUAUGACUUGCUCAAGAGACGUCUUGGUUUGCCAGUUUGGGAGUACAAGAAUAAGUUCAUGGAGUUGAUCCAUAGACAUCAGGUUAUCUGUCUUGUCGGAGAAACUGGUUCUGGAAAAACCACCCAGAUCCCACAAUGGUGCGUCGAAUACGUCCGUCAAAAUUCGCCUGUUGGCUCUCGUAAGGCAGUCGCUUGUACUCAGCCUCGUCGAGUCGCCGCUAUGUCCGUCGCUCAGCGUGUUGCUGAUGAAAUGGACUGCAUUCUCGGCCAACAUGUUGGAUACACUAUUCGAUUCGAAGAUUGCACGUCCUCGCUCACUCUCUUGAAAUACAUGACUGACGGUAUGUUGCUCCGAGAAGCUAUGGCGGACCCCUUGAUGGAGAAGUACAACGUUAUCUUGCUCGAUGAGGCUCACGAACGUACGCUAGCCACUGAUAUUCUUUUGGGUGUCAUCAAAGAAGUCUGUCGGCAACGACCUGAUUUGAAGAUCGUCGUCAUGAGUGCCACUCUCGAUGCCGGAAAGUUCCAGUCUUAUUUCGACAAUGCGCCGCUCAUGUCCAUUCCUGGUCGAACAUUCCCUGUAGAAAUUUUCUACACGCCCGAACCAGAGAAAGAUUAUUUGGAAGCUGCUAUUCGGACAGUUAUCCAGAUUCAUUUGUGUGAAGAACAGGAAGGAGAUUGUUUGUUAUUCUUGACUGGUCAAGAAGAGAUAGAAGACGCGUGUAAACGGAUACGAGAUGAAGUUGAGAAAAUGGGGCCCGAAGUUGGAGAUGUCAAGGUUAUUCCACUUUAUUCGACACUGCCGCCCCAGCAGCAGCAGCGAAUUUUCGAACCUCCACCACCAAACAAGCCGAAUGGCGCUAUUGGUCGCAAAGUUGUUGUCUCGACUAACAUUGCUGAAACCUCGCUCACUAUUGACGGUAUUGUGUUCGUCAUUGAUCCUGGCUUUGCCAAGCAAAAGGUCUACAACCCUCGAAUUCGAGUCGAGUCCCUUCUCGUCUCUGCUAUUUCCAAGGCGUCUGCUCAGCAACGUGCUGGCCGUGCUGGUCGAACCCGUCCUGGCAAAACUUUCCGCCUGUACACUGAGAAGGCGUACCAAGGCGAAAUGCAGGACAACACUUAUCCCGAAAUCCUUCGAUCGAACUUGGGCAGUGUCGUCCUCCAGCUGAAAAAGCUCGGUAUCGAUGAUCUCGUUCACUUCGAUUUCAUGGAUCCACCAGCACCCGAGACGCUUAUGCGAGCCCUGGAAAUGUUGAACUACCUCGCUGCUUUGAAUGAUGAUGGUAUCCAUCAAAGUCAGACAGCGCGCGGUAUCAGGGACAGAGCGGGUGACUUGACCGAGUUGGGCUCCAUGAUGGCGGAGUUCCCCCUCGAUCCUCAGCUGGCUAAGAUGUGCAUCUCCUCCUGCGAGUUCAACUGCUCGAACGAAAUCUUGUCCACCACGGCGAUGCUUACUGUGCCCAUGUGCUUCGUCCGACCUAGCGAGGCUCGAAGAGCUGCCGAUGAAGCGAAGGUCCAGUUUGCGCACAUUGACGGCGAUCACUUGACUCUCUUGAACGUCUACCACGCCUUCAAGCAAUCUCGUGAUUCUCCACAAUGGUGCUACGAGAACUUUAUCAACUACCGAUCCUUGAUGAGCGCUGAUAAUGUCCGACAGCAACUGUCGAGAAUUAUGGAUCGAUUCUCGCUCCCACGAAGGUCCUGCGACUUCACUUCCAAGGACUACUACACAAGUAUCCGAAAAGCGAUCGUAUCAGGAUACUUUAUGCAAGUUGCUCACAAGGAGAAAUCUGGUCAUUAUUUGACGAUGAAGGACAAUCAAGUCGUCCAACUUCAUCCGUCGACUUGCUUGGACCACAAGCCCGAUUGGGUUCUGUACGACGAGUUCGUACUUACCUCAAAGAACUACAUCCGAACGGUUACAGAUAUCAAGGUUGACUGGCUGGUCGAAAUUGCCCCGACGUAUUACGACAUUGACAAUUUCCCCAACUGCGAAGCGAAGAGAAUUUUAGAACGAGUCAGAGCGAAGCUUGUAGCAAAAGGCAAAAUUGAAGCAUAG